AUGGUAGGCCAUGCUGCUCAGGUAUACUGGUUGUCAAAAGGGUUCAUCUGCGCUCCCUCUCGAAAUAACUUGGAUAUCCUUCACGAAGAGAUUCACGAUCUCAUCUUCCCAAUUAAGGAAACUGGACUUCAACCUGCCCAAAUACAUAUCAACCUAAAAUAUCCAUGGGUUGGGUCACAGAUCUCCCGUGUUGAAUACAAUGGUAGUGACUUUCAUCUAGUUAUAUCCAAGUCGGAAUCACCCGGUGACCUUUUUUUUCCCACUUGCAAGCAAUCGUUCAUGAUCUCGGGCCUCUCGCUUGAGCGUGUGAGGAUCCUUGCCCGGGCUCUUGGUGUCGAUGACGAGCCCCCGACCGAGUCCAGCGUUCAGUGCUAA
Fusarium verticillioides 7600 is the source of this 375-nucleotide messenger RNA. RefSeq lists its product as hypothetical. The transcript is spliced from 4 exons. NCBI's taxonomy places the organism in Eukaryota, Fungi, Ascomycota, Sordariomycetes, Hypocreales, Nectriaceae. The coding region runs from base 1 to 375 and encodes 124 amino acids. The record is from RefSeq and is a predicted model, not a curated record.